Polistes canadensis is the source of this 4254-nucleotide messenger RNA. It is a transcript of the gene qvr, whose product is annotated as protein quiver. NCBI's taxonomy places the organism in Eukaryota, Metazoa, Arthropoda, Insecta, Hymenoptera, Vespidae. The transcript has 7 exons. Bases 730 to 1212 code for a protein of 160 amino acids. The record is from RefSeq and is a predicted model, not a curated record. Gene Ontology annotation, biological process: sleep; regulation of synaptic transmission, cholinergic; positive regulation of voltage-gated potassium channel activity.
GAUCGACCUGGAUCCGCAGUUGGUCUUCGAGCUUCGUCACGAAUGCGCGUUUUUCCCUUUAUUCGAAUACAUAUUUAGUUCAUCAUUUCAUUAAAUAACAAGAACAUUGAUAAUACGAAAUACGUUUAAAGUUGAAUUAUGAUAUCAAACGAACUUAUUAUCAUCAGAAGAAGAAGAAAAAGGUCCAAUUGUUUUUCUAUGGAAUAGUGAAAAAAACGUGUGUCCCUAUUGUGAUCGAAGAGACCCAUUGGCACGAUCGGAUCGAGUUUGAUUAACGAAAAUAAAAAAAAGAAAUAAAAAACAGAGGACCGAAUUGUUGUUAUUGUUAUUAUUGUUCGAUGUACGAGUUCCUUGGAAGAAGGAUGAAAACACGAGUGGUUUGCAACAGGCUGCACGAGGAGGUGCAUCGAGAAAUUCGCGCUUCGUAGCAGUGGAUGAGGAAAAGGACGAUCUAAUUAUUCGUUUAAAAUUCUUCUAUCUUCAUUGUUGUUAUCUAAAGACGAUUUGAUAAAAAAAGAGGAAGAAAAAGAAGAAGAAGAAGAUUCAUUGAUUUUCUUAUAAUACUUCAAGCAGUCAUCACUUCGAUUGCUAUUUACAGAGUUUCGUAUCUCUAAUUGAUACACCCCAAUCAUCGUACAUCCGACAGUCAUCAGAAAAACGAAAAAAUUAUUGAUUUCGGCAUGAUGAUAUAUCGAGUAUAACGAGAAAGAAAAACAAUUCAUCGAAAUAAUGUGGACGAAUCGUUUAAUUACAGUGGCGGCAAUUGUACUCGCGGUUGCCAACGUCUCUCAUGCGGAGUGCCAGACACGCUCGGUUUAUUGCUACGAAUGCGAUUCUUGGACAGAUCUACGAUGCAAGGAUCCAUUCAAUUACACAGCAUUACCGAGAGAUCAGCCACCAUUGAUGACUUGCAACGGGUGUUGCGUUAAAAUGGUCCGCAAUGCAAAAUCACCAUACGAAAGCGUUAGAAGGACCUGUACAUCACAACUACAGAUAAACUUAUUCAUGGUGGACCACGUGUGCAUGAUGGAAAGUACCGGCACUGGUCACAUGUGUUUCUGUGAGGAGGAUAUGUGCAAUCGUGUAUCCCCGACCUCGUGUUCGAAUCCCACCCUAAUCCUUUUACUCCUAACAACAAUAUUCUUUCUAAGCUCGAACAUUUUAGGAGCCCAAGCUUGCUUUGUAGAACGUUGCAAUGGUCACGUCGUAUAACACUGACUCGUUGUUCGAUCCACUUAUUAUUAUUAUUAUUAGAAAUCACUGAAAAAGUUUGACCACCCUUACGUCCCACUCCCCCUAAUUACUCAACUUUCCUAUUUUUUCUUCUUAAAUACUUUUAGAAAAAUUAUUAUUCCCUUCUACACUCUCUUUUCAAGGGAGAAUGAAAAAGAAAGAAAGAAAGAAAGAAAACACACAACAAUAAGAUAAUAAUUCAAACGUAGAAUGUAGAACAUUUUGCAUAAAAAUUUUCCUUCUCUCUCUCUUUCUCUAUUUGACUAUUUGAAAUUUAGAAUAGAACGAAUAUUUCUCUCGUAGAUUUCAUUUUUCAUAUAUACAUAUCUAUAUAUAUAUAUAUUUUGUUUUCUUAAUCGUUUCUCUUCUUUCCAUACAUUUUUGUUUCUUUUUUUUUGUUAACUUCUUUCUUUCUUUCUAUUUUUUUUUUUUUUCUGUAUUCAUCAAGCGUGUAUCGUGUUCUACUUAGCAACAUUUUUUUCAACUUAAAACGAAUGAUAUCGAGAAUAGAAUACGUUUAAUUUGGAAAUUACAAAAUAGUAAAUUUGUUAUCGUUUAGAAAUACUUUUUCUCGUAUUAAUAAAACAAAUUUACGUAAGUUUCGAAUGAUAAAUAACGCAUUAACUUUUGUGCAGCUUUUUUUGUUCUGCUUUUGUUGAACGCAAAAUAUCGAUAUAACGUUAAUUAAUUAUCAUCGUUGUUUCUUUUUUUUUUUCUUUUUUUUUGAAUUAACGCGGAUUAUAAUUAAAUUCAAAACGAAGUUUACGAAUCCUAUCGGAUAAAAUGUUAACACAAUUUAAACAUCUAUAACAAUUUGCAAUUGUUUUACAAUGAAACUUAGUAAAAAAAAGAAGAGUUAUUGCGAAUAAGAUUAAAAGUUAAUGCGAAAUAGGGGGGAUGGGAGGGGGUGGAGGUUGGGUAGUUGGGUAAAUCGUGGAUCAGAAAAUCAUUAGAAAAUGAUUAUAAAUCCUGUCACGAUUUUUUUUAUUUUGUUAUCACAAUCAAAUGUUAGGAUUAAUCUUUUCGUUAGAUCGCACACCACCGUUUUUAUUUUUCUUGAAAAUAAUUUUCACUAAAUUAAUCACCUUUUUCUCACUUUUAACAUUUUCCCGCACCGAGUGCACUUUUGUUCUUUCUUAAAAUUUGUCUUCUUAUUCUUCUUCUUCUAAUCUCUCUCACUCUUUCUAAAUUUUUCAUUCUAAUUAUGAUGCCUCUCCCUUCUCACCCCUGGCCCAUUUUCGACAUUAUUUGUAUUACAUCUUGAGCUUACUAAGUGCUUCACAUGCUCCACAAAAGAAAAAAAGAAAAGAAAAAAAAAGAAAUAUUAUUAUUAUUAUUUUUAAUAUGCCGAAAAUAUUUGUUAACGUAUGAUAGAUGAGUAUAAUAUAUUCGCGAAUAUAUUAACGCGUAGGCCGCAUGGUGGUGUUAUGUUAGUUAGUUAGUUCGGCAUGUCAAAAUUCAAUAGGGGGUUUCCCCAUAGAUUUGGUACCUGGGCAACAACACCUGGUAUCAACCGACUAGAAUGACGAACGAUGAUCGUUCGAUACGAUCAACGAUUAUCGACCACAAACAUACAUUUAAAUAAUCUAUCUAUCCUUUCGGUUUAUUUUAUAAACUAAUACGAGUGUGUUUUUGUAAAUGAUUAAUUUAUCUUGUAUUAGAUAAAAAAAAGAAAAAAAAAAAUCUUGUUUCACGCGAUUACAAUCGAUCCUUCGUAUUUUACAUUUUGAUCUUUGUUCUCGAAUUUGACUUUUACAAGAUUAUUUUUCUAUUUUAUUUUUAUAUGUGUGAACACAUUGUGGUUUUUCGAUAGAUUUUUUUCAUAUGAAAAAUAUAUUUAUCGAGUUUGAUUGAUUGGUUUUUUUUUUUUUUUUGGAUUAAAUUAUUACAUGUUAAAUUAUUAUAUUUGGAUUAAAAAAAUUAAAUGUUGAUAUUAAUUUUGAUCCGAGAUUAAUGAAAUAAAAUGAAAAAGAAAUUAUGGGAUAAUGUUUCGAAAGCACGCUCGUAUGCACGAAACCAUGCAAUAAGUAAUAAUCAAUCACGAGUAUAUCAUUAGUUAUAGUCGAGUUUUUGGGCGUAGGUUAAAAGGGCACCUUUUUUCUCUUUUUUUUUUUUGUCUUUUUUUGCAUAAUCUAAGAAAAAGCGAUAUUAUUUUUCUAGAGUGCAUGGGAGAGACGAUACGAUAAAAUGUACACAUCAAUUGGAUUUAUUGAUUUUGAAAUCAAAUUGAAGUGUGUUCACUCCUUGUCCGUCGUUCGCUCGCUCGACAUUUUUUCUAAAAAUCACUAAACGUGUGUGUGUGCAAUAGUAGCACAAUAACAUAUUGCAUGAUGACACUCUGCAUGCCCAAAUGUCAUUAGUUAUUAUUAUUCUUGCGUGUGAUUCGAAUAAUUCCAAUUCCAUCGUCGUUGCUCGUCUAAAAGUUAAUUAACUUAUUGUUAAACAAAUCUAAGAAAAAAGAAAAUGAGAAAACAAUCUUUAAUAUAUCGCGAAAAACAAAGUAAAAUUUCUUUUUUCAUAUCGAAUCUAAUAUGUGAUACUUUUACGCGAUGGAAUGAAUGUUUCUAUAGAAAUAUCUUGUCCAAUCGUGUGUAUGGGGAAAUUUCAAUUUAAAUUUAUUUAAAAAAAAAAAAAAGAAUAACGUAAUAUCGUUGUUGUAUAAUAUAUUUAUUAAAUUUUCAAUCGGGCUCCAAAAAAUAUUAUCAUCGUAUACAAACACGCAUUCAAUUCGAAUUCUCGCGAAUAAUUUCAAAGAAAAAUGUGUUUCAACAAUUAUGGGAAACAGUAGGGAGCGGGAGGGGGUGGGGGUGGCUGGUUGGGUUUAAAAAAACGAAAAGAAAAAAAUGUCGAACGGGGAAACAACGAUUGGUCCUUUUCGGCGAGUUAAACGACGAUACAAUAACAACAAACAAAAAAAUUACCUACGAAACCUUCCAACCCCGACGGGAAUAUGCAAUGCGAGGCAGAUUUUAUGAGAAAAAAAAAAAAAUAUAUAAAAAGAAAAAGAAAAAAAAAAAAAAA